UGAAUAUUAACCAACCAGAGUCACGCGUUCUGUUUACAACACUCUCGACGAAUCCAAACUAAAACUUGUCUCUUCCCCCCCCUCACUCACUCACUCACUACCUUACAAAAACCCUAACCCCCAAUUUUCUCCUUCACUCGCUUGAAAAUGGAAGACGAAGAAGGCAUCGGGUUGAUCUUAGCCAGAGCCACCGAGCUCAGACUCAAGAUCACCGAUUCUAUCGACAGCUCCAGCCCCGGAGAAGGAAAGAAGGAUGGGACUAUCGGGAAUCAAGAUAAGGAGUUUGACUCAAUCAGCUCUGGAGAUGUAGAGGAGGAGGAGGAAGAAGAAGAAGCAGAUGAACAGCUUCUGCGUAUACGCGAUGCUCUCGAAUCUCUAGAGUCUCAGCUUGCUUCUUUACAGAAUCUACGGCAAAGGCAACAGUAUGAGAAGCAAGUUGCUCUCUCCGAGAUUGAUUACAUCAGGAAGGUGUUGCUUGAGAAGCUCAAGGACUACAAAGGGAAAGAGCUCCAAGUACUGCGCGAGGCUUCGACUUUUGCUGGCGAAAGAGUUGACUAUGAGAACGAUCUUCUCCUUCCUCCUUACCCUGUUCACCCUCCUCUCUCCCUCGGUUUAGAUAACAACAAUGGCUACUUACCUCUUUUACCGUGUAAGCAGAAGAUAUCUGAUGAAAACGGGUUUCGGUCAGGACAUGUGAGAAAGGAAACCGAGGUGGGAAGUCCCCAUGGAGUUGUUCGCUUCUUAGGCUCUGUUGCGAAGAUCAUGCUUCCGAUCAUCGGUGUGAUAUCCAUCUUGUUUGCUUCUGGAUAUGGUCCAGAGAUCAGAAAAAGAGGGAAGAGAACACCGAACCAAUGUCCUCCAGGGAAAGUGCUAGUGAUUGAAGACGGUGAAGCGAGGUGUCUUGUGAAGGAAAGAGUCGAGAUACCCUUUGACUCGGUGUUAGCCAAACGAGAUGUAACUUACGGAUACGGUUGAAUUGUAAUAACGCCCUACUCUGUAAUCUUCAUUGCCUCAUGAGUUUCAGUGUGUAAAGUUUCAAUCUGUUGUCUCUUUUAGAUGUGAAGCUACAAAACUCCCCCAAGGUUUUGUUCUUGCUUGUGCCUCUCAGCAUAUAAUCUUAGAUGUGAGAUCCAUUUGCAAGGUAGUAUUUAUCUUCUGAUAGUUAAUCA
This is a messenger RNA of Brassica rapa (field mustard), 1169 nucleotides long. Its product is annotated as plastid division protein PDV2. The record is from RefSeq and is a predicted model, not a curated record. Lineage: Eukaryota; Viridiplantae; Streptophyta; Magnoliopsida; Brassicales; Brassicaceae. Gene Ontology annotation, biological process: chloroplast fission.